AUGGCUUGGAUGGUAGGAGAUGGAGAGCUUAUAAGCGCCUGGAACGAUCCAUGGCUUAGCUCUUCACAGCAGCUCAGACCUAUGGGACCGGUCCCGGAAGCUUAUGUAACCCUCAAAGUCUCUGACCUAAUGCUUGAUGGAUCAACUGAAUGGGACCAGGCUAAGGUUCGGCAUAUCUUUCCGGAACUAGCAGAGACUAUCCUAAGCAUCAAACCAAGUUGUCUAGGGGCUCCGGACAAACAAUUCUGGGUUCACACUCGAGAUGGAGUCUACACUAUCAAGUCAGGGUACACAGCAGCGGUUGAGUGGCGAGCGGAAAGAGAGGACAGACCUCAGCCAAGCCACGCUAUCAACUGGAACAAAGGCGUCUGGAACUUGAAGACAGCCCCAAAGAUCCAACUCCUAGUUUGGAAGGCAUUACGCGGAGCUCUCCCAGUGGGAGAACAACUCCUUGCACGUCAAGUUACCACUGAUCCAGCAUGUAAAAGGUGCGGAAAACUCGAAUCAAUUGAUCAUCUCCUCUUUCAAUGCGAAUUUGCGGAGCAAGUUUGGAAAGAGGCCCCGUUCUUACAACAAGUUGAUAUGAGACGAUUGCUAGAUUUGGAUUCUGACUGGAUGCAUCUGAUUACUAACCCCUGUUUACCACCUGUGGGGAUUGUAACGGGCCAACUAGCUUCGUGGAUAGUGUGGGCACUCUGGACAGCUCGCAACAAGCUGAUAUUCACCAAAAAGUUGUACUCUGUAGAGGAAGUGAUAACCCAUGCGGUAUCUGCAGCGCGAGAAUGGUUGAACGCACAGGAGAAAGAACAGAGGCAGAACCCCAUGAUACGAGUGAAGAAAGCACCAAACCCCCGAGAUAUUGUAGUCCAAACAGACGCAGCUUGGAAAGGGGACUCAAGGACGAUGGGUUUGGGAUGGACAAUUAAAACAGGCGAAAGUUUCAAUUUUCAAUCUGUAAACCGCUUUGUGAACUCACCGCUGGCAGCAGAGGGAUUGGCAGCUAGAGAAGCAAUCAAGAAAUGUAAAGAGCUGGGACUCCGGCGCAUUCGUAUUGAAUCAGACUCUGCUCAACUUAUCAAAGCUUUAAACUCGACGAUGGACCCGCCAGAGAUUUAUGGGAUAAUCACAGAUAUUAGGAUUGUCUGUCUUGCUUUUGAAUCUGUUUCCUUUAGUUGGAUUCCACGAGCUGGAAAUUCUGUUGCUGAUGGCCUGGCUAAACAUGCUUUGGCUUUGUAUCAAGUGGUAUAA
Molecule: messenger RNA, 1248 nt
Organism: Raphanus sativus (radish)
Lineage: Eukaryota; Viridiplantae; Streptophyta; Magnoliopsida; Brassicales; Brassicaceae
Exons: 1
Coding region: 1-1248 (415 amino acids)
Molecular function (GO): nucleic acid binding; RNA-DNA hybrid ribonuclease activity
Source: RefSeq, a predicted model, not a curated record